AUGCCCAAGCCUAUCAACCCAGACGUCGUCAAGCGGCCUUUGGUCAUGUGUGGCCCCUCCGGAACAGGCAAAUCCACCCUGCUCAAACACCUCUUCGCAGCUCACCCAAACACAUUCGGUUUCUCCAUCAGCCAUACGACAAGGAAACCGAGGGAGGGGGAGCAGAAUGGGCGGGAGUAUCAUUUUGUGACGGAGGAGGAGUUUAUGAGGAGGGUAGGGGAAGGGGAGUUUUUGGAAUGGGCAAAGUUUGGCGGGAACUGCUACGGCACCACCUUCGCCGCCCUCUCCGCCCUCGCCCCCCUCCGCUGUAUCCUCGACAUCGACCUCCAAGGCGUGCAACAAUUGCGCCAACGCGCCGCCUCCCACUCCUUGUCCCCCGUCUAUCUCUUCCUCUCCCCGCCCUCCGCCUCAUCCCUCCGCUCCCGCCUAGACGGACGAGGCACCGAGACCGCCGACAGCAUCAAGAAGCGGCUCGAGGCCGCCCGGCGCGAGUUGGAGUAUGCGAUCCAGUCGGACGGGAAGGAGGGGGAAGGGUUCGAGGUCGUCGUUGUGAAUGACGAGGUGGAGAGGGCCGCGGGCGUGCUCGAGAGGGUGGCGAUGGGGUGGGAGGGGUGGGAGGAGGCGGGAGAUAAGUUGCCCAAGCUGGAUCUGAGCGAGUUGGAGGCUUAG
Dioszegia hungarica is the source of this 669-nucleotide messenger RNA. Its product is annotated as putative guanylate kinase. The record is from RefSeq and is a predicted model, not a curated record. The transcript has 3 exons. Gene Ontology annotation, biological process: purine nucleotide metabolic process. The coding region runs from base 1 to 669 and encodes 222 amino acids. Lineage: Eukaryota; Fungi; Basidiomycota; Tremellomycetes; Tremellales; Bulleribasidiaceae. Gene Ontology annotation, cellular component: cytosol. Gene Ontology annotation, molecular function: GMP kinase activity.